AUGUACAGUAGCGACGAGAGGGAGGUCUACGUCGCCAAGAGAGUGCUAGAUUUUGCAGAGCUAUUCAUCUUUGCGAAUGAUGUGUUCUCGGCAGAGAGCGAGAUUGCCGCCACGUUCUCAGGCAGCAAAUCCUUCAACGAGGAAACCAAGGACUGGGAUUGGUUCCUGAAUUUCCAGGCCGGGUUUAUCAUCACUAUUGCCCAAUACUGGGCUGGAAACCGUCUGUCUCGAAAUCGCGCGAUGGAAAACCGAUUUGGUGAGGUUGUGAAGGUUGCUCGACGGAUCGGACUUGUCAAAUCCCGUCAUCUUCCUGAUGACCAGGUCUCAGAGCACCUGUGGAUCCAAAAGGAGUGUCGAAUUAGGACGAUCUGUAUGAUUUCGCUGCUCGACUGCGCAUUCUUUUUCUUUCAGAAUUACCCUUGCCGCCUGGCACGCACUGAAAUGGAAUGCGAUCUGCCCUGCGAUGAAUCACUUUUCGUCUCCGAGCACCCGUUCGCGGAGCCAAAUUUUCGCUUCCAACGUGACCUUAGGCUUUCGGAGGCUUUCAGGAAUCUGUUUGACGAAGCACCCGAGUCUAGUCCAAUGGACCUUACUGCACUAGACAUGUUUAUCUUGAUUCACAUUCUAUUCUCCUUUAUUAAUACUCAUAUGACACUUCUCGGUUCUUUUAUACCCACUGGCCGUUUGAAGAAUCCCAGAAAUAGUGCCAGGAUUGGCACAAAAGACAGCGCGGUUCCUGGAGAUUCUAUCCUCAUUGCCAUCCGCAUUGCUCUGUCCCGCUGGCGUGAUUGCUGGAUUGCGCUACGCAGUAGAGUAACAAGUGACGAAUGGGCGUCAAUGGGGUUGUUCAAGAAUAGCUAUAACUUUUGGCUGGUAUCGCAACUGCUUAUCACCAGAAAGGAUGCUGUUGACGUGGUGAUGCAGAUGGAAGUGCACUGUGAAGAUAAAUUGGAGAAGCUGAAGGUGUUGCUUCUUGAUGACCAGGAAGAUGUAUGA
Penicillium mononematosum is the source of this 996-nucleotide messenger RNA. Its product is annotated as fungal specific transcription factor domain-containing protein. Bases 1 to 996 code for a protein of 331 amino acids. The transcript is spliced from 3 exons. Gene Ontology annotation, cellular component: chromatin. Gene Ontology annotation, biological process: regulation of transcription by RNA polymerase II. The record is from RefSeq and is a predicted model, not a curated record. Gene Ontology annotation, molecular function: RNA polymerase II cis-regulatory region sequence-specific DNA binding; DNA-binding transcription factor activity, RNA polymerase II-specific. NCBI's taxonomy places the organism in Eukaryota, Fungi, Ascomycota, Eurotiomycetes, Eurotiales, Aspergillaceae.